AAGGGGCCAUUUUCGCCUUUUGACUAUAAACCAGAACUACGUGACUUAGGUCACACGUAAUUCUGAUUUUUUAAAUUUUAUUCUUUUAAGGGCGACAACUACUAUAUGAGUGUUCAAUAUAAAUUACUUUAACUAAAUGAUACAGAUGAUGUCAAACAUAAAAUCAUGUGCAACAUAUACGAAAGAUAUUCUUUCACCUUCCGUGUAAAUUUCAACAACGUCAUGUUUUGGAACUGAGUAAGGCUUCUAUGUGAGCCGGUGAACUGCCAGUGGGAGUCAUCUGUUCUCGGAUUGCUUCCCUGACAAUAUCAGUGUUGUCUGUCAUGCGUACCCUCUUCCAACGUUAGAGAGGCAAGUGUCUGUUGUCAUACGAGUGCAGCUGGCGCCUGUGUCCGCAUAGUGCGAUGUCUGAAAAGCGGUGCUUGUGGUGUUUCAAUGGUCGAAGAAGUGGGGCCACCAACGGCUGGUAGAGAGUGAAUUGUUCGCAGCCAAAAAAUCCGGAAUCCAAUUGAAAACGCGAAGAAAUUUUAGCGGUCUUUUGUAGUCGUUCGGUUUUUCGUCGCCAAUAGCUGGAUCUUUUCGUUGUUCGACGGUGCAUUCGUCUGUGUGUGGAUGUGUGUGUGAGUGCGUGCCUUCGUCAGGUGCUUGUUCGUUGCCGCCGCUCGUGGCUCACCCGCAGUAUUACUGUGGGACACGGGGGUGUAGGUAAGCAAACGCCAUGAGCCAUGUGAAGGCUAAGGUUCUGUACGACUUCGAGGCGCAGGCGCCCGGUGAAAUUAACAUUCGAGAAGGAGAUACAGUGACAGUAACAAAUCGGAAUGUCGGCGAAGGGUGGUGCGAAGGCAUCAACGCGAAAGGCGAAUCGGGCCUGUUUCCGGAGACGUAUAUUGAUUUCAUCGGAAGCUCCUCGGAGAUGUCUCCGACAACAGAGACGAACUCGAUAAGCCAUGGAACUUCCUCCGGUUUUUCCGGGGGCUCUUCGCAGCCGUCAAGGGCUGGAUCCACCGAUGAUGACUGGGGUACACCGGCAGGUCUGCUUGAUCUUGUUGCCCACAACCAGCAGCAGCAGCAGCAGCAGCAGCAGCAGCAAAACCAACCACCAGCGCAAGGCGAAGCGGGUCUGUUUCCGGAGAGCUACGUAACGUCACAGCCUCCCUACGUGGCGCCGUCCGUUGGCAAUGGGUCAGAUGCAACUUCAGACUGGGAUGAUUGGGACGAGGACGACGAAACUCCGACUUCACACCAUGCGCCGGGCUACGGUGCCUCGCAGAGAGGACUCACGGGGCAGGGUAACUUCGGACUCAGUAUUCCACGUGACUCGGGAGAUAUUACGGGAAGACCUGAAGUAAAUGCGAUUCGGACAGGCACUGUUAGGCGUUUCAAUAGGUUCUCGAACUUCGUUAAAAGCGGUGGAGAAGCUUUUCUACUUGGUACGGCCAAGGUAGCAAUCAACAGCGCCGACUAUGUUACCAUCGUUGACACGGCCGGGGUCAUAUCGUGGAGUCAACCUUAUCCCGAAGCAAUGUACUCUGCCGGCAUCAAAUCGCCGAAAAAAGAAACCAAGCUUAAAGGCUUGAAGAGCUUUAUUGCGUACUCAGUAAUUCCGUCAUUCAACAAUCAGCCCGUUUAUCGACGUUAUAAGCAUUUCGAUUGGCUACACGAAAGACUUGUAGAGAAAUACUCGCUCAUCCCUAUUCCUCCUCUACCCGACAAACAGGUCACUGGAAGAUACGAGAACGAAUUUAUCGAGCAUCGUAUGCAACAGCUUCGAUUGUGGGUGAACAGGAUGUGUCGUCAUCCCGUCCUCUCACAAUCCGCUGUUUGGCACCACUUUCUUACUUGUGGUGACGAAAAACAAUGGAAAGUCGGCAAGCGGAAAGCCGAAAAGGAUGAACUACAAGGAGCCAACUUUUUUAAUGCUAUUCAGGCUCCAGAGACGCCAUUGGAACUCUCGUCUGUCGAGCGGCAAACUGAGGCGUUUAUCAAGUUCACGUCGAAAAUGGACGAUUCGGUGCAAAGCCUUUAUCGAACGGCGCAGGACCAGAUAAAAAAAUGCCAAGGGCCGUACAAGCGAGAGUGCAUAAAGAUUUCCGAUGCAUUUAAGGAUUUGGCGAUUGCUUUCGAACUGGAUACGACUAAUCUUGAUAGCCAAUUAAACUCGUCAAUCAGGCACACGGGAGAAACGUACGAAAGUAUCGGCCGAUUGUAUGAUGAAACGUUACGGCACAAUUGGGAAAACAUGGCUGACACGUUAUACGAAUACCGAGGUAUUCUCAGCUCGUGGCCCGAUAUAAUUAACAUCCACCGGACGUUCCUCGGCAAACGCAAAGAAUAUCAAAGGCAGCGGGACGAAGGCAAGGUAUCGGCCGAGGAUUACGUGGACAUCAACCGAAGGACCGAUGUUGUUACCUACGCCACGCUCGCCGAAAUCACCCACUUCCAGCAGGAACGGGUUCGCGACUACCGCGAAAUGAUGCACACGUUCCUGCAGGGUCAGAUCGACUUUUACGAGAACAUCGUUGCCCAGCUGCGAGAAACCCAGGCCCGUUACCGAUAAGAUUGUCAGCUACAGAUCAAAAAGUGAUGCAAUGUUCGGCGAUCAGCGAUGCGGGAUAGCUUUAACUUUUAACUUCGCAAAUAAAUACAACAGCGAAGAAAAGAGCCGUAAAAGUCAGGAGACGUGGAGCACUAAGACGCAAUCGAACCUUUUCUUAAUAGAUGUCCUCAGCUCAAACGAGGAACAACGCGCAUAUUAUAAUCGAACGCUGAAGUAACAGAACACUCAAUUUUAACUUAAUUUAGAAUUGACAUUUGCAUUAGCAUGGACAGAGUUGUGGUACAUCUAAAUGGACUAAAACAAAUGCCAGACGUCUAAGACAAAGUCUGAAUACUCUAAAAAGUGAAGCUGUAGGAAUAACAAACCCUAAUAAAAGUCACCUAUUGAAAGAGGAAGCGGAUUAGUCAAAUGUGAUCAUAAUUUUACUACUACUUAAGUAGCAAUUGAACGCAACUGGUCCGUGUUAGAACGGUCGAUCACAAUGACCUGUUUUACUUUCGUACUGACAAGAAGUAACAGCUAUUUAUUAUUGAAAAGAUCGCGUCGGCGACUUUUUUCAUUCACAAUUGAACGAAGUAGCAAAUUUGUCGUCCGUUUACACUACCAGAGUGAUAAUCGCAAAGCUGUCACAGUAUCACACUAUAUAGCAGGUGAGCAGAUAUUGACAUCGUGCCACUGACCUAACACGACCGAUUACACAGGAUUUAUAGUUGCAAACAAACAUUCGAAAAUGACAGAGAAGAUAGACGUGGGCACCACGUGAAAGUGUAUCUGAAAACGAGCAAAGUAAAGUGCCCUAAAAUCAAAGAUCAUGACGUUAAAUGUAAUGGGGAUGCAGUCGACGACGACACGCAGAUAUCUAAACUGAACACAAAUAAUGAAUGUAUAUGUAGGUAAUAGAUUAUAGAUCAUAAAAUAAAGAAGCGAGAAUAACAUAAUAAAAAUGAAACAAAAGGGAAAAGUAUCUCUUCGGUUUUUAUUACAAAUAAAAGAUGAACGAGAGAAAGGCAGAAUGUUUUGAGGUACCGGUGUUUUUUUUUUGAAAUAGACGUAUUGCCAUAGUGAGGAAUGGCGUAGGAAGAAAA
Molecule: messenger RNA, 3642 nt
Organism: Varroa destructor (honeybee mite)
Lineage: Eukaryota; Metazoa; Arthropoda; Arachnida; Mesostigmata; Varroidae
Gene: SH3PX1
Product: sorting nexin 33-like protein SH3PX1
Biological process (GO): endosomal transport; endocytosis; protein transport
Cellular component (GO): plasma membrane; cytoplasmic vesicle
Molecular function (GO): phosphatidylinositol binding; protein binding
Source: RefSeq, a predicted model, not a curated record